This is a messenger RNA of Drosophila simulans, 544 nucleotides long. RefSeq lists its product as uncharacterized. The record is from RefSeq and is a predicted model, not a curated record. Bases 212 to 484 code for a protein of 90 amino acids. NCBI's taxonomy places the organism in Eukaryota, Metazoa, Arthropoda, Insecta, Diptera, Drosophilidae. The transcript is spliced from 2 exons.
AAACACUUUAAUGUACAUAUGUAUCCACAUCUCGACUUGAUUUCAAUUUGUUUAUUCGUGAUUCAAUCAACAUUCUAUUAUCGGAUCGGUCAAAAAUUUUCACACGCCAUUCAGAAUUUAACAGGAUUAGAUGAUUGGAUAAUAUAAUAUCUCAAGUCAAAUCUAUAUAAACUGAAUCUCAAUCAGUUCGAGCCUCAGUAUCAAAAUUAAAAUGCUACCUAUAAAAUUCUUUCUGUUCCUUGUGCUUUUGAUCAUCCAUAACACGUGCGGCCUUAUAGAUUAUCCUAACUAUGAUAGUCAUUCGCCAGUCCUAAGAAAUAUCCGUUCGGGUGUAGAUACAUCCAAGCAGUCGAUUUCUUUCACGGAUUUGAAUGUCAAGGAAUCAUCAGAUGACGCAAAAACUUAUGAUAAUAACCCUAUGAACCCAUUUUUUAUAAGUCUUAGUGUACCCGUACUAAAAACGCUCGCUAAAAAGAAACCAUAGGUUAACAUAACUAAUACUUGCUAUGUAAAAUUAAGAACUUCUAUACAUUUUUUUUACCAA